GGCUCUGAGUCGGGGGGUUCCGUGCCCUUUCGGGCGCGAUGUUGGCCCCAGCUCCUGGCCCGAUGUUUCCUGCGGGAAACAUGGCGAUGAUGGGAGGAAUGGGAAUGCCACCUGGGCCGCCCAAUGCGGGUACUGCUCCCAACAUGGGAUAUGGCAUGCAGCCAGGUGGCCUAUCAUCUGACGCGUACGUUGAUAAACACUUGAGGCCAUUGGAUGCCGAGCAUUACUCGGCGGCGGGCCUGGUGCCGUACCGAAAAAGACCAGGAGGUGGAGUUGAAUUGCUGCUCGCCCGUGAGAAACCAUGGAAUUCAUUCACCAACAUGUAUGAUCCAAUAGCUUGGAAUGUCUUUGGCGGCAAGCGAGUCUCGCGGCAGGAGCGCUCUGUAGAGGUCACCGCUGUGAGGUGCUUCAUCGAAGCGGUCGGGGACUGUCCUGAGGCGCCGUCGGACGAGAUUCUGCAUAACUUAAUUCCUGCAGGCUUUUACAUGUGGUACCCACUUGGCAAGUUUGCAAUGAUCCUUGCAGAGGUCGAGGGUGGCAUCAUGGAUGAUUUGCCAAGCAGAUUCGCUGAGGCCAAAGAGGCCAGCCCCAGCGAGGAGUAUAGAAUACUACCCACGGGCGCCAAGAAGUGGAAGAAACAGAUUGAACAGCUCGAAUGGGUCCCCGGAGAUGACUUGGUGCCGGAAGCGAAGUUUGCAGUGAGUGACUUGCUCACCAACAUGCUCAACGUGACCAAGUUUCUGGACUUCUUAACGGGAAGACUGGAUCCGGCGGAAGCAUUUCCCAAAGGGAGUGAAAAGCCACGGCCAUUGGAAGGCAACACUAGCUACAAUGGAUGGAAGAGCAAGGGCAAAGGAAAGGCAAAGGGCAAAGGAAAAGGUGGCAAGGAUGGGAAAGGUUUUGGCAAGAUUGCUCCCAUGUAUGGGAAAGGGUUUCCCAUGAUGCAACUGCCAAUGGCGCCGGCUCCUCCGAUGCCAAUGUAUGCAGCACCGCCUGCUCCCUUGCCUGGCUCCGAGGAGAUGCAGCGCCAGAUGCAUGGAGAGCAGCUCUAUGUUCUGGUCCUGCCACUUGCGCCCAGUCCAUACUUGGCGCAGAAGAUCACAGGUAUGUUGCUUGAACUCCCUGAGAAUGAGCUCAUGCUGAAUUUGACCGACCGAGAAGAGCUACAGCACCGCGUCACGGAGGCUCUUGAGGUUCUAAAAGCUGACGGUGUUGCGGUUUGAGGCGUUGGGAGUCGCCGGGCGGAUCCUGACCCUCGCUCUCCGAGCAACGCGCAUAAUGAGAUGGGUGACUUUUGGAUGGCAGGGAGAACGGAUGAGAACGAAGAACUUUUGGCUCUCAGAUUCGCAUGGCCGC
Durusdinium trenchii is the source of this 1356-nucleotide messenger RNA. The record is from the annotation of a GenBank genome assembly. NCBI's taxonomy places the organism in Eukaryota, Dinophyceae, Suessiales, Symbiodiniaceae.